AUGGUCACCACCAUGGUCAUGACACAGAUGCGUUGUUCACCGCGGCUGGCCGGGCAUCUCUCGCGACAUGUGAAGACGGCUCGAUGCUUCUCUACAAGCACCGCGCUACGCAAGGAGAUUCAAGAUGCCUACAUUAUCAGUGCCUCCCGAACACCGACGGCCAAGGCCACCCAGUUCAACGGCUCCUUCUCAACAGUCGAAGCAUCCAGGCUCGGGGCGGUAGCCAUCAAGUCGGCGCUGGAGAAGUCCAAGGUGCCGAUCGAACUCGUGACAGACGCCUACAUGGGCAACGUGCUCUCGGCGUCGGUGGGCCAGGCGCCGGCGCGGCAGGCUGUGCUCUUCGCCGGCCUGCCGCAGUCGGUCGAGGCCGUGACCAUCAACAAGGUGUGCGCGUCGGGGCUGAAGGCGGUCGGGCUGGCGGCGCAGAACAUACAGCUGGGCGUGGCCGAGGCCCAGAUCGCGGGCGGCAUGGAGAACAUGACGCGGGUGCCGUACUACGUGGCGCGGGCCAGCCAGCUCCCGCCGUUCGGGCACGUCAAGAUGGAGGACGGCCUGAUCAAGGACGGUCUGACGGACGUGUAUGACCAGUUCCACAUGGGCAACUGCUGCGAGAAGACGGUCAAGGAGCACGGCAUCACGCGCGAGCAGCAGGACGAGUACGCCAUACGAUCGUACCGCAACGCGCAGGAGGCCUGGGCCCGGGGCGCCUUCGCCGACGAGGUGGCCCCCGUCACGGUCAGGGGCCGCAAGGGGGACACGGUGGUCGAGGCGGACGAGGGCUAUGCCGACGUCGACUUCGACCGCGUGCCCACGCUCAAGCCGGCCUUUGUGCGCGACGGCUCCGGCUCCGUCACCGCCGCCAACUCGUCCACCCUCAACGACGGCGCCAGCGCCCUGAUCCUCGGGAGCAGGGACAUUGCCCGCCGCUACGGCGCCGGCUCGCGCGUCCUCGCUAGGAUCUGCGGCCAGGCCGACGCCGCCAUCGCCCCCGUCGACUUCCCCGUCGCCCCCGCCGUCGCCGUGCCCAUCGCCCUCGAGCGCGCCGGCAUCACCAAGGACCAGGUCGCCGUGUGGGAGUUCAACGAGGCCUUUGCCGGCGUCGUCCUCGCCAAUCAGAAAAUUCUGGGGCUGGGCGACAAGGCCGUCGUCAACCCUCUCGGCGGUGCCAUCUCUCUCGGCCACGCACUCGGCAGCUCCGGGUCGCGCAUCCUCACUACGCUGCUCCAUCAGCUCAAGACUGGUGAGUACGGUGUUGCUGCGAUCUGCAACGGCGGCGGUGCCGCCACGGCCAUGGUUGUUCAACGCGUGGACUCUGUAUAA
Messenger RNA from Geosmithia morbida, 1320 nucleotides. Its product is annotated as acetyl-CoA C-acetyltransferase. Lineage: Eukaryota; Fungi; Ascomycota; Sordariomycetes; Hypocreales; Bionectriaceae. Gene Ontology annotation, molecular function: acetyl-CoA C-acetyltransferase activity. Bases 1 to 1320 code for a protein of 439 amino acids. Gene Ontology annotation, biological process: fatty acid beta-oxidation. The transcript is spliced from 2 exons. The record is from RefSeq and is a predicted model, not a curated record.